AUGCCAAACCAACCUACUCAGAUCCACGAAGACAACCCCUCCUCCCCUCCCCCCUCAUCCUCCACAACAAUAACAACAACAACAUCAACCUCCUCAAUCAACCCCACAACCUCCAUCCUCACCCCCCACCAAAACACCCUCCUAUCCACCUACCUCCAACACCACCGCGCCGAAACCCAAUGCAUGAACCUACUCGUCUCCCUGGACAUAAGCAUAAGGCGCGAGCGCGACGAGCCAGGGAUACGGCAUCUAGAGCGGUACAUGGCGAGGGUGAGGCUACGGUUGGUGGGGGUGAGGGAGGAGAGGCGGAGGGCGGAGGCAAGGAUUGAUGCGGAGGUGGAGAGGUUGAAGGGUGUAAGGGGUGUGGAGGCGAGGAUGCAGGUUGAGGAGGUUAGGAGGGUGGUGGGGAGGGAGAGGGGGAGGGGAGUGGAGUGUUUGCGGUAG
Bipolaris victoriae FI3 is the source of this 444-nucleotide messenger RNA. RefSeq lists its product as hypothetical. The coding region runs from base 1 to 444 and encodes 147 amino acids. The transcript has a single exon. NCBI's taxonomy places the organism in Eukaryota, Fungi, Ascomycota, Dothideomycetes, Pleosporales, Pleosporaceae. The record is from RefSeq and is a predicted model, not a curated record.